AUGUGUUGUAACAGACCAACUUUCAUUUUUGGAUUCUUCCUCUUCGCUAUUGAACUAAUUUACCUAUACUGGGCAGAGAUGAUAUACAAGGAAGAUCUUUUACUAUGUGGGAUAUUGGUGACAAGCUUCUACAUUGCUUAUAACAGGUCUUAUCAAUUCUUGUGGAACAAUUUGCAUUGGUUUUUCGAUAGAGACCUUUUUGAAUACCAAGAUUGCUUGAAAGCCAGAGACAUGUCCAGAAGAAAAACUCGAUUUCAGGAGAAACUCCAUAGUGAAUAUGCUGUUGAGUCAAAGAAGUUCAAUGCAACGCUUAGAUCGUUGUUCUCACUGAAUUUUGGAUUAUAUUUGAUUGCCAUCGAAAUGACACUUUUGCAAAUCAAAAACGCAGACAUUAAAGAAUCGCAUUCCUUUGCAAGUGGGAUCAUAUGGCCAUGUAUUUCCGCCGGACUAAUGGUAAGUCUUAUCUUUGCUCAACCUUAUUUGAUAUGUCUUUCUGUGCUAAGCAAAUUUCUAGGCGAUAGAUACUCCAGAGACGCUAUAGUCGCAAUGACAAGCACGGCCAUGAUACUGUGGGUUUUGAGCUUGAAUUUAUUGAAUUUUGGCCCAUUUAAGCAUACCCAGAAUCUUUUGACGAAAUUGUCGAUAGUUGGUGUCAGUGUCAUGGCCUUCCUGUCGGGCGUCGCAUCUGUAUCAACACCAUUUUAUGCGAUCAGUUCAUUUUGGAGAAAAUACAAAACUCAUGCUAGAGCUGAAUUCAACUCGUCUGCUGAUGUUUUUACUUCUGGGAGAAAAGCAUCAAAUCAAGAGAAAAAGUCUUCGAAACUGAAAUCCAAAGUAAUUGAUAACUUCAAAAGCAUUUUUAAAAUCAUUUUCCUGUUUUACUGCAUUUACAAGCUAUACUCGGUAUUUUUCAGGCGGAUACCUGCUAUAAUCAAGCAUGUUCACCAUGAUGCCAAUGAUGCGGAUUUUGAGCGUUUUACUUCGGCGGAAAACAAUUCUCCCAGUGACCCACUAGCAGUCACUUUAGCCAAAAUCCUGGAUUUUCUGUUUCUGAAACUUAACUAUCAACAAGAGCUCGAUUCUUUUACCAAACUGAUUUCUUUGAUUCUUUCGGUGUCACUUUUUGCAUGUUCUUUUACCACAGUGUUAACUACUGUUUCCUAUCUCAUCACUGUCCUUCCUUUGCAAGGUAAUAUCGGAGCCCUCAGAAGUCUUGGAGACGCGGACAGUACGGACCCACUUCCUCUUUACAACAACGAACAACAACGAAGAAAAAAGCCUGUAUCCAUUAUCAAAAAUUUUGUCAUAUCGGAAUUGACCGGCGUUUACGUGUCAGCUACGAUACUAAUGAUCCGUUCUAACCUACCUUUUGAUAUUUCAGAAAAGCUUAACGAACUUCUUGGGAAAAAGUUCAUAGUACCGAGUAUCCUAAUAGAUAUUUGGUUUGAUCAAGUCUUUGCGAUAAGCGCAGUUUUAACACUGGUGGGCAUCAGGAUCGCUCAAAAUUCUAACCAAAAAUCAAAACGUCUUCAUCAAUGA
Lachancea mirantina is the source of this 1539-nucleotide messenger RNA. The record is from the annotation of a GenBank genome assembly. NCBI's taxonomy places the organism in Eukaryota, Fungi, Ascomycota, Saccharomycetes, Saccharomycetales, Saccharomycetaceae.